Molecule: messenger RNA, 567 nt
Organism: Didymodactylos carnosus
Lineage: Eukaryota; Metazoa; Rotifera; Eurotatoria; Philodinida; Philodinidae
Source: the annotation of a GenBank genome assembly
AUGACUGACAAAGACCAAACAAAUGAUAUUGGUUUUAAUAAAUGUUAUCAAGAAUUGCUACAAAGAAAUGUUAAUCAAAAUUUCAUUACAUUUUUGUUGCAUCUCGACGGAGUCGGCUUAUGUAAAUCAACCAAAUUAAAGAUGUGGUUGUUUAGCGGCUCUAUCAUUGGAUUACAACCAAAAUUGAGAUAUCGUCGAUAUAAUAUGCCCUUGUUUUCUAUAUGGAUUGGAUAUAAAGAGCCACAUCCAGAAGUGUGGUUAAGAAAUUGUAUUGGUAUGAUGAGAGUUAUAAAAAAAGAAGGUACUCAGACAUUUAAUAAUCAACGUGUUGAUAUAAAAUUUCUCUCAAUAACAGGUGAUUGCCCGGCUUUGAAAUUAAUAUUGAAUUUUAUCGGACAUGGCGAUUAUUUCUGUUGUUGGUACUGUUAUUUACGCGGUGUACAUGUUAAUAACAAACGACAAUAUUUAUAUGAAAACCCGAUUAUUCUUCGUGGUGCAUCUGCAUAUAAAGAAGGAUGUUCAGAAGCUGAAAGAACAAAACAUAAUGUGUUUGGCCACUUAGGUUAG